Messenger RNA from Nicotiana tabacum (common tobacco), 1318 nucleotides. RefSeq lists its product as uncharacterized. NCBI's taxonomy places the organism in Eukaryota, Viridiplantae, Streptophyta, Magnoliopsida, Solanales, Solanaceae. The record is from RefSeq and is a predicted model, not a curated record. Gene Ontology annotation, molecular function: protein binding.
CAGAGGUACAGUCAAAAAGAAAAGAAGUGUGGGAGUCGAAGAGAGAGGUUAAGAGAGAAAUGAUCUUAGGACGGAAAUGAAUGGCAAAAGAGAGUAAAGGUAUCAUCAUCGGUACAGAAAGGGCAUAUCGAUCCUCUCGUCUCUCGUUUUCUGUAUUGUCAGUCCCUAGCGCAGUGGGAGCUCAAGCUACACAAGCUGCCGAGAGAGAGAGCAGCUGCGUUGCAAAGGGGUCAACUCUUAAUCGAUAAUGCUAGAAUUAGUAUCGUCGAUCAUGGUGGUGUAGAUACCUGUGCUUUACUAACCUCAAUUUGUGGAAUUUAUUGUUCAAGUUAUGUGUGGUUUUCUUGUCCCGAUGUCAAACGAAGGGAACCGUGUCUCUCUGUCUUCCGCUGAUUGUGCUUUUGGGAAGCUUCCAGAUCAUCUGCUUAUAGAAAUUUUCAUUUGCGUUCCUAUAUCUGAAUGGGGACAUUUGUCUUGUGUUAAGAAACAUUGGGCUCAUCUGUUUCGGCAAGAGUUCUUGUGGAAUGCUGCUCUUCUCAGAACUUUUCCUCUAGCUCGCCACGUUAAGAGAUGGCCAGGGCCUAUUCCUCAAGGCUUGAGCAAAAGGAGAUAUGCUGCACUGUAUCUCAGCAAGCAUAUCUUUGCUCUGGGUGAAGAAGUGGACGACGAGAUUGUUGGUCAUGUCUAUUUAUUUCUCAAAGAGCAGCUUGAAAUUUCGAAAAUGCCACCUUUGUCUGGAGUACUUCAUGGAACCAUCAUAGAUCAGUUCAUUGCCUGUGGUAAGUCGAGGGACAUGGCUCAUGAGCUUGCUUCAAUAAUAUGGCUGGCUGUGAUUGACAACUUGGAAGAGAAUGAACAAACAUUUGAUUUACUGAAGCGUCUUGCAUCAGAAGGGGAUGUGAUCUUACCUUUCCCAUACUCAAGGUCUUAUAAAAUCCAAUCUCGAGUGUUUGAAAGGCUUUUCACAGACUUCCGUGACUGCCUGAAUCAUGUGGAGUACUGUGAUCUUUUGGCAUGUGCCAAGCAAAAGUUUCAACCUAUACCAUCUGCAUGGUUGGGUUACUAGCUUUGCAGCAUACACUUACAAGUGUGUACAGAAUGCAAGUCUACUGCACACAAAUAAAAAAGAAAAAAAAAGGGGGUCCUCCCUGGACAUGCUUAAGACUAAUUGCAGAUAGUGCAAGCGUCUAUUCUGUUCCUGAUUCGUAAUAUGUAAUCUUGCAACACAUGUAAAUAGAACAUGACGGAGUGACAAGACUAUGAAUUAUAAAUGCAUAUUGUAAAGGUUUAUGUUCGAAAUGAAUGUGCUUUCAACCUA